Neocloeon triangulifer is the source of this 4694-nucleotide messenger RNA. It is a transcript of the gene SCAP, whose product is annotated as sterol regulatory element-binding protein cleavage-activating protein. Gene Ontology annotation, biological process: SREBP signaling pathway. The record is from RefSeq and is a predicted model, not a curated record. Bases 332 to 4267 code for a protein of 1311 amino acids. Gene Ontology annotation, molecular function: protein binding; sterol binding. NCBI's taxonomy places the organism in Eukaryota, Metazoa, Arthropoda, Insecta, Ephemeroptera, Baetidae. Gene Ontology annotation, cellular component: endoplasmic reticulum membrane; Golgi membrane. The transcript has 19 exons.
GUGAUUUUACCCCUUGGCCAUCGUCGGACUCGAGGAUAAAUACCAAACACACGAAAAGACUGCAAUUAUUUAUUAAAUUUGCCUUCAAUUUGCGUGGCCUUCACGGGUCUGCUUGGGCAAUUUGCAAGUGCGAGAUCACUUGGCGACGUCUUGCCUUUGUCCAAGCCAAAUUUGGUGCCGAUUCGUCGUUGACCAGAGCGAAUUUUCCUGCAAAAUCACAACAGAGCUUCACGGUAAACUGCGCGGCGAGGUUUCACUUUGCUGCUCUAGUUUUUUAUUCAGCGCCCUGCUAUGCUUAUAAAAAAAGGAGGGUUAUCAUGAGCGCUGUAACAUGAACAACUUGGCCUCGGAAUCGUCGUCAGCAACAGCAGCUGCCCCUAAGAGGGGUUUGGCUGCCGGGUUGCCUGACAGGGUAGCUCAACUUUACUACUCACAUGGUCUCUUCAUUGCCAGCCAUCCCUACACAGUUGUGAUAUUUGCCGUCGCCAUUAUUCUAGCUUGUUGUUACCCCUUGACUAGCAUACCAUUGCCAGGCAAUGUACCCCAGCAAUACAGGACUUUCGUCUCAAAUCACACCCACCAGAACCAAACCGGCCACUUUGAUGUCCCGCCCAGAUGGUUCUCUAACUCUCCUCUCUGUUAUGUUCAACAAGUUGUUGUUAAAAGUGCUGUUGUGCCAUGGAGUAACGAACUGAUUUUGACUGAUGCAUUUAGGGCACCACUGGAAGGAGUCUUUCAUAUCAUAGAAGCAAUUCAAAACUACCAAAAUCACGCCAAUAGUCAGAUGUUGGGAAAUUUGUGUCUCCACAUCGAAGCUGUCAAAGAAAAAAUUGGUGGCAAAAUUAAAUUCCCCGAGUACAACUGCUUGGUGCUGUCGCCUGCAAACCUGUGGCAAAACAACCGAGCAUCUUUCCAGGAUGACGCAAACAUUCUCGGCACCAUCUUCUCACACCAGAAUCUUCAGAAGGGCAAGGUCAGUCUGCCUGAGAUGCUCUUCGGCAUGAACAUGCAAGACACGGGCAUCAAGCGCUACCCUCUAAGGUCAAGACAGCGAUUUCUGCAGUACGCUGUCACUAUCGUUUUUCAAGAUUAUGAUCAGCAAUUCAUCGACGGACUGAAAGAAAUGUUGAUGGGAAUCUACCCACUUUACUCACAAAACUUGAGCUCAGCUCGGCCUCAAGAAAUCUGGCACAUUUACUACCCAGGAGAAAUCAACUAUCGAGAAUUUGUGCCUCUUCUAGUGACCUACGCCGCUCUCUUUUUCUACGUUUACUUCUCCCUUAGGAAGAUGGACUUUGUGAAAUCAAAGGUUGGCAUAGCUUUUAGUGCAGUGAUCACAGUGGCCUCUUCUUUGGCAAUGGCCGUUGGCCUGUGCUUCUUUUUCGGUUUGAGACUCUCUUUGGAUGGCAAGGAAGUCUUUCCUUAUGUUGUGGUUGCUGUCGGACUGGAAAACGUCCUGAUUCUUACGAAGUCGAUCAUUUCGACGCAGGCUCACCUAGAUGUGAAAAUCCGGGUUGCUCAAGGCUUAAGCAAGGAAGGUUGGAAUAUCACAAAGAAUCUCCUCACCGAAGUCACCAUUCUCACCAUUGGAUUGCUAACGUUUGUUCCUGCGAUACAAGAGUUUUGCAUUUUUGCUGUUGUCGGACUCAUCGCAGACUUCUUUCUUCACAUGUUCUUCUAUUCAGCUGUUUUGGCAAUUGACAUCCGCCGAUCAGAGUUGUCCGAACCGGCUUUGAAAUCUCUUCAACGACAGCCCUACGACCUUGAUCUUUCGUCAGGGUCUCGUCUGUCUCGGUCCAAGUCUCAUCCCAGACUGAGCACUGCCGGCCUCUAUCCCACCAAUAUUGUAGCGUUUUCACCGCAAAAUCCGUCUGCUGCUGGAAAGAGCGCCUCCGUGCCUAAAAGAUUACGACUUGUGCACUUUUGGACGAGAACUAGAAUUUUCCAGCGAGCCUUUAUGAUUUGUAUGGUUGUUUGGAUUGGGAUGAUUGCCUACAACGCUCAGCUUGUGCAAAAGCUGGCCGAGGUGAACAGAAACGGGACAGCAAAAAAUUCAGCCAAGACGAGCAGCGGUUCCCGAACCAAAGCAAAUUCUGGAGCUCCUUCCCAAACGAACAACCUGUCACCGAUUAUGAUGAAUCUGUCCUCCUGGGAAAGUCAGCACAUGGAUGAUUUAUUAAAACUGGUCCAUUCUGGUUUGGGGCCUUGGAGGAUGCUCUCGCAGCACCACUGGGCUUCGAUUCUUCGACUUUACAACAUUUCCACCGCUGGGCACUAUCUCAGCAUUUUGCCUCCCAUCACAGUCUCGGUUGCAGUUUCUCCAGAACAAGCAAAAAUACUUAGAAAUCCCAACGAGAAAGGAGUGCCCGUCCAAAGCCAGUGGCAAGCGCUGGCUGCAGCUCUCGAUCCACUCGACUUUGCAGGUGCCCAAGGCAACAUUGAUGCAAUGAGUGUGGAUUCGCAACCGUCAAUGUCGGAAGUGCCCUAUGUUCCGCAGUCUCCAAUGGAGCUCUUUCUCACUGCAGUUCUCUGCAUAAUUAGCGUCCUCGUAGUGGCUUAUUUCCUUAUAGUGCUAUACAGAUGUGUUUGCACAAGAAACUAUGCAGAGUGGCGAACAAGUUGGGCCAGUGGAGAAUCUGUGUGCUCAGACUCGAGCACCCAGGUUGUCUUGGAAUCGAUGCCUGUAGUUUUGGAAGGGCAUCCUCAGCAGAUCGAAUGCCUCACCACAGACGGAUCUGUUGUUGCCAGCACUUGUCUUUCGGGAGAAGUGCGGUCGUGGAAUGUAUUCAGUGGGGAGUGCAUGGCUGUCAUCAAUAGGAGAAGAUUUUUCUGCACACCUCUGAAGCCAAGAUAUGCAAGCGAUCAAGACCUAGACGAUCUGCCUUAUUCCGACUAUGAAUCCGGCUCUCCACCAUCACAAGGCCGGAGGAGCAACUCGAAUCUGUACAAUUUGGAUAAUGAGGACUCCAGGUACGUUUUGAACAAAGAGAAUUUGCCACACCAAUCAGCCAGAAAUUCUGGGGACUUGGAUUGGUAUCAAAUUAGAGAUUCGACUUCAAACCUUUACUCAAAGACUGAAAUUCCCGGUUCAAUUAACAUCAACUUUACAUCCUCCAAAUCCACUGACACAAUGGCCUCUUCUCCGAGUGGCUAUGAUUUUGGCAGGUACCAUUCCUUCGAGGAAGAACGUCCAACAGGAAUGCACCAUAUUUCCAACGAAGCUGAAGUUGUCACUCCUGAAAACGUCCACCUUGAGCCUCCACUUGCGUCCACUCUAGAGCCUCCUCCGAUUUGGUGCAUCGACUGCCAAUCCAAUCAAAUUGUGAUUGGCUGUGCAAAUGGAAGACUGGAGCUUUGGGAGGCUACCACUGGAAAGUUUAAGUGUUUGAUGGAAGAUCCAAAUGGGAUUGGAUCAACUUCCCUCAAAAUUAUUGGUAACCGUGUUGUGGUUGCCAAGUUGAAUGGAUGCAUCGAUUUUCUAGAGAUAGACAGUUAUAGAAAAGGAAAAAGAGACAGUUGGGGUUUUUCAUCUUUUAGAAGAACUCAUAUAAGGACUGGAAGUGCUGGCUCGAUGGAUUGGGAAGCAUCUGUGUCUGGAGGUAUUUCAGAAGAAGUUUGCUUCCAGAAAUUGGCCACCGUCCGAGCCCACCAACAGCCAAUUACUGUGCUCGACUCGGAAGGUGCUCGAGUACUGAGUGGCAGUCAGGAUCACACUCUGAGAGUGUAUCGAUUGGAGGACCAACUCCCUCUUUUCACCCUUCACGGCCACUGUGGCCCCAUCACUGCUUUGUUCAUCGACAAGAUUUCACCCAUGAUGUCCGGAAGUGGAAGUCAAGACGGAAUGCUCUGCGUUUGGGAUUUGCUGACAGGCGCCUGCAUGUACAGCAUUCAGGCUCAUGACGGCAGCAUUCAAUCGUUGGCCUACUCUGCUAGUUAUGUUCUCAGUCUCGGAGUGGACGAUAAACUGUGUGUGUGGGAGAGAUUCCAGGGCCAUUUGCUGAACACAAUUUCUAUUCCCCAGUCGUACUGUUGCAGCAUGGUUAUGCUCACACACAACCUGCUGAUUACGAGCAAACAAGAUUCUCUCUUAGUUUGGGAUGUGCGCCGUGGCGAACCCAUCAGGGCUGUCCGUUUAGGUGUGGCGGCCUCCACUGGUGUCUUUGUGCAACAUUUGAUCACAGUGCACGAUUCAGUGGUGUGUGACUACGGCUCACAAUUGCGUGUUGUUCGCUUCCCUCUGGUCUCCGACAGCAAAACCACUGACUGAUCCUCUCAAGCCAAAUAACAAUUCACUAUGUUUGUUAAAAAUUUGAAUUUAUAAUGUCAAUCUUUUAAGUUAUUUUCAGUGUAAGACUUGUAUCGUACCAAAUUUAUAAUUAAUUAGCACUUGUCUCAGACUAGCAAACAACAGUCUGUAAAUAUUUUGCGUCAGUUUGAAUCUUGAAGUGGUCAAUUUUAUUCAAGGAUCGCUAAUAGGUUACAGAAGUUUUGACAAUUUUGAAAAAUAUAAACCAUUUGGGUUUAGAUGCUUUUUAGCCUUGGUAUGAAAUACUAAAUAAUGCUUUUCACAAGAAAAUCUUAAAAAAUAUAAAAAUGAAUCUGACGUUGAGGCUAUAAUAUUGUAUUUAUAAAUUUAGGAUGUAAAAAUCUAAAUUUAUUUUUUGUAUGAAUAAAAUUUUCUGCGCAUAAAGAGA